UCUCCGGCUCUUGGCUGCAUCGACAGCUUGCAACACUCGGCAUCUUUUCUGGAGGCGCCUCCUUCAGCGGCUGCAGAUGGCAUCCGGCUGCGGGCUCAAGGCUCGCAAUUGAUUCUCGCCCUUGCCCACCUCGGGUGCACACACGCACCUCUCCCUUCUCCUCCUCCCCUCGCGCUCCUGGGUCUGCGCUCAGCUCGCGCUCGCCGGGCGGAGGAAGCAGUCGCGGCGGCCGGAGCUGAGCAGCAGCGCUCGCUCUCUCUGACCUAGGAAGAAGCGCCCACCGGGACAGCCGACCCUCGGCUGCCUCCAGCGCCCCCCACUUUUUGCACCCCAAGGCGGGGGCUCCGGGGACCCCCCUCUCCCAGGCGCUACCAUGCUGGAUCCUUCGUCCAGCGAAGAGGAGUCGGAUGAGAUCCUGGAAGAGGAGAGCGGCAAGGAGGUGCUGGGCUCGGCCGCGUCCGGAGCGCGCCUGUCUCCCAGCCGCACCAGUGAGGGCUCGGCGGGCAGCGCCGGGAUGGGGGGCAGUGGCGCCGGGGCCGGGGUGGGCGCCGGCGGCGGUGGGGGUAGCGGCGCGAGCAGCGGCGGCGGGGCCGGGGGGCUGCAGCCCAGCAGCCGCGCCGGCGGCGGCCGGCCCUCCAGCCCCAGCCCGUCGGUGGUGAGCGAGAAGGAGAAGGAAGAGUUGGAGCGACUGCAGAAGGAGGAGGAGGAGAGGAAGAAGAGGCUGCAGCUGUACGUGUUCGUGAUGCGCUGCAUCGCCUACCCCUUCAACGCCAAGCAGCCCACCGACAUGGCUCGGCGGCAGCAGAAGAUCAGCAAACAGCAGCUACAGACUGUUAAAGACCGGUUCCAGGCUUUCCUCAAUGGAGAGACCCAAAUCGUGGCUGAUGAAGCCUUUAUGAAUGCUGUCCAGAGCUACUAUGAGGUGUUUCUCAAGAGUGACCGUGUGGCCCGCAUGGUACAGAGUGGGGGCUGCUCAGCCAACGACUCUCGGGAGGUCUUCAAGAAACACAUUGAGAAGAGGGUACGCAGCCUGCCUGAGAUUGACGGCCUCAGCAAGGAGACUGUGCUAAGCUCUUGGAUGGCCAAAUUUGAUGCCAUCUACCGUGGUGAGGAGGACCCCAGGAAGCAGCAAGCCCGGAUGACAGCCAGUGCGGCUUCUGAGUUGAUUCUAAGCAAGGAACAGCUCUAUGAGAUGUUUCAGAACAUUCUUGGGAUCAAGAAGUUUGAACAUCAACUCCUGUAUAAUGCCUGUCAGCUGGAUAAUCCAGAUGAGCAGGCAGCCCAGAUCAGACGAGAGCUGGAUGGACGUCUCCAAAUGGCAGACCAAAUAGCCAGGGAACGCAAAUUUCCUAAGUUUGUAUCCAAAGAAAUGGAAAACAUGUACAUUGAGGAGCUGAAGUCCUCCGUCAACCUGCUCAUGGCCAACUUGGAGAGCAUGCCAGUGUCCAAGGGUGGAGAGUUCAAGCUGCAGAAACUUAAACGCAGUCACAAUGCUUCCAUCAUUGACAUGGGUGAGGAGAGUGAGAACCAGCUGUCCAAGUCGGAUGUCCUGCUGAACUUCUCCUUGGAGGUGGUGAUCAUGGAAGUCCAAGGCCUUAAGUCCUUGGCUCCAAAUCGAAUUGUGUACUGCACAAUGGAGGUGGAGGGUGGAGAGAAACUUCAGACUGAUCAAGCAGAGGCUUCUAAACCAACCUGGGGCACUCAAGGCGACUUCUCUACAACCCAUGCCCUGCCAGCUGUUAAAGUAAAGCUAUUCACAGAGAGCACUGGUGUCCUGGCCUUGGAAGACAAGGAACUCGGGAGGGUUAUCCUCCAUCCCACCCCAAAUAGCCCCAAACAAUCUGAGUGGCACAAAAUGACAGUCUCCAAAAACUGCCCCGAUCAAGACCUCAAAAUCAAACUUGCAGUCCGAAUGGAUAAGCCUCAAAACAUGAAGCACUCUGGGUACUUAUGGACCAUUGGUAAGAAUGUGUGGAAGAGGUGGAAGAAGAGGUUCUUUGUGUUGGUACAGGUCAGCCAAUACACUUUUGCCAUGUGCAGCUAUCGAGAAAAGAAAGCAGAACCUCAGGAACUCCUACAGCUGGACGGCUAUACUGUGGAUUACACUGACCCUCAGCCAGGUUUGGAGGGUGGCCGAGCCUUCUUCAAUGCAGUCAAAGAAGGAGACACGGUGAUAUUUGCAAGUGAUGAUGAACAAGAUCGAAUCUUGUGGGUCCAAGCUAUGUACAGGGCCACUGGGCAGUCGCACAAACCUGUGCCCCCUACACAGGUGCAGAAGCUCAACGCCAAGGGCGGAAACGUGCCUCAGCUGGAUGCCCCCAUCUCACAGUUUUCUGGACUGAAGGACGCAGAUAGAGCUCAGAAGCAUGGCAUGGAUGAAUUUAUCUCUUCCAACCCCUGUAACUUUGACCACGCUUCCCUCUUUGAGAUGGUACAGCGGCUGACUUUGGAUCACAGACUAAAUGACUCCUAUUCUUGCCUGGGGUGGUUCAGUCCUGGCCAGGUGUUUGUGUUAGAUGAGUAUUGUGCCCGAAAUGGAGUCCGAGGAUGUCAUCGGCAUCUCUGCUACCUUAGAGACUUGCUGGAACGAGCAGAAAAUGGCGCCAUGAUUGACCCCACACUUCUUCACUACAGCUUUGCCUUCUGCGCAUCCCAUGUCCAUGGUAACAGUCAACAAAUGCAUGCAUAUCUUAGUGGGCUGCUAUCAAACACAGACUUUCAAGGGGGCAAAUCUCCACCUUCUCCUGAACCAGAGGCUAAAAAAGAUCCACGAAGAGAAUCAAAAAAAAGAAAAGAGUCCAAACCCCACCCAAGUCAAGAGCAGAAAAGGCCUGAUGGAAUCGGAACUGUGACUGUUGAAGAAAAGGAACGCUUUGAAGAAAUCAAAGAGAGACUCCGAGUUCUGCUGGAAAAUCAAAUUACACAUUUCAGGUACUGCUUCCCCUUUGGACGACCUGAAGGUGCUUUGAAAGCUACUCUCUCACUCUUGGAACGGGUUUUGAUGAAAGAUAUUGUCACUCCAGUACCACAAGAAGAGGUCAAAACUGUCAUCCGUAAAUGCCUAGAGCAGGCUGCUCUAGUCAACUACUCACGCCUAUCUGAGUAUGCCAAAAUUGAAGGGAAAAAGAGAGAAAUGUAUGAGCAUCCUGUCUUCUGCUUGGCCUCCCAAGUGAUGGAUUUAACCAUUCAGAAUCAAAAGGAUGCAGAAAAUGUAGGCCGCUUAAUCACUCCCGCCAAAAAGCUCGAAGACACAAUCCGUCUCGCUGAACUAGUCAUUGAAGUACUGCAACAAAACGAGGAGCAUCAUGCUGAGCCACAUGUUGAUAAAGGAGAAGCCUUUGCGUGGUGGUCAGACUUAAUGGUGGAGCAUGCGGAGACGUUCCUGUCACUCUUUGCAGUGGACAUGGAUGCAGCAUUAGAGGUGCAACCCCCAGACACGUGGGACAGUUUCCCACUCUUCCAGCUGCUGAAUGACUUUCUCCGGACAGACUAUAAUCUGUGCAACGGAAAGUUUCACAAACACCUGCAAGACCUGUUCGCCCCACUUGUUGUUAGAUAUGUGGAUCUGAUGGAGUCCUCCAUUGCACAAUCUAUCCACAGGGGCUUUGAGCGGGAGUCAUGGGAACCAGUCAAGAGUUUAACCAGUAACCUACCCAAUGUGAACCUACCCAAUGUGAACCUACCCAAAGUACCAAAUCUACCAGUUAACAUUCCUCUAGGCAUCCCACAAAUGCCUACUUUUUCGGCACCGUCAUGGAUGGCUGCUAUAUAUGAUGCUGAUAAUGGAUCAGGUACAUCAGAAGAUUUGUUCUGGAAACUUGAUGCCCUUCAGACUUUCAUCCGUGACCUACAUUGGCCUGAGGAAGAGUUUGGAAAACACUUAGAGCAGCGGCUAAAACUGAUGGCAAGUGACAUGAUUGAGUCCUGCGUCAAAAGAACCAGGAUUGCAUUUGAAGUUAAGCUGCAAAAAACCAGUCGAUCAACAGAUUUUCGAGUCCCACAGUCAAUAUGCACCAUGUUUAAUGUUAUGGUUGAUGCCAAAGCUCAAUCAACAAAACUUUGCAGCAUGGAAAUGGGCCAAGAGCAUCAAUACCAUUCAAAAAUAGAUGAACUAAUUGAAGAAACCGUUAAAGAAAUGAUCACACUCUUGGUGGCAAAGUUUGUAACUAUCUUGGAAGGCGUACUGGCAAAGUUAUCCCGAUAUGAUGAGGGGACUUUGUUUUCUUCGUUUCUGUCAUUCACGGUGAAGGCAGCUUCCAAGUAUGUGGACGUGCCUAAACCCGGGAUGGAUGUGGCCGACGCCUACGUGACUUUCGUCCGCCAUUCUCAGGAUGUCCUCCGUGAUAAGGUCAAUGAGGAGAUGUAUAUAGAAAGGUUAUUUGAUCAAUGGUACAACAGCUCCAUGAACGUCAUCUGCACCUGGCUGACCGACCGAAUGGACCUGCAGCUUCACAUUUAUCAACUGAAGACACUAAUUAGGAUGGUAAAGAAAACUUAUAGAGAUUUCCGAUUGCAAGGGGUCCUGGAUUCCACCUUAAACAGCAAGACCUAUGAGACCAUCCGAAACCGUCUCACUGUGGAGGAAGCUACAGCAUCAGUGAGUGAGGGUGGGGGCUUACAAGGUAUCAGCAUGAAAGACAGCGAUGAGGAAGAUGAAGAAGAUGAUUAGACCAUUCUAUGGUUCCAAGAGUCCGCUGGGAUGGAGUCCUGUAAUCAAUGCAUGUCUUUAGUCUGUUAGUUAACCCCAUUAGGGAAUUUUCUGUCAACCACCAUCCCCAUGAGAUGUUUACCAAUACAAUUACCAUUUUAGCUGCGUGGUACCAAGAUUAGCAAAUGGUUUCCUGAUUUCUGUGUCUAUAUGUUUACAAGCAAUAUGGAACACCAUUCUUAAACACUGUUCAUGGAAAGAAUACAUAGUCCAGCUGCUAGGUGUGUCCCUUUUGUUAGCAGAACAAAAAUGAUGCUUCAUCUUGUACUACAUAUACACUGGUGGGAAGUGGACAUGGGAGCAAGUGUGUUUCCAUGUCUCUGUUUCAUGUAAGUGGGUACCAGGUAUUUAAAUUAGUACAUAAAUAAAUUAAUUUAAGUGCAUAGAUCUGCUUGGUUUUGGUUUCUGUUUUGUUCGUGUUUUAUGGGAAGGGAAAAAGGCGUGGUCCCAACAACCAAAUUUAGCUUUUCUUAUCCCCUAAAACUGAAAGCAAUGGACCCCCUGUGUCCAGGCAAACCCAGCUUUGCAUUUAUCCAUGUAGUUUAGUUCCCCCACCAAAAAGUUACAUAUCAAUGGAUUAAUUAUUUUCAUUGUCAUGGCAAGGGGACCAUGUGAUCAGGACAUAGCAUCAAGCAAGGUUCAGACCAACUGUCUUCUGUGAAAGUUUAUCCUAGGAAAUGUCACAUUUUGCUUUUCUGUUUCAAUAACUGUAUAUGUAAAAAAAAAAAAAAAACUUACUGAAAUGACAACCCUAGACUAUAAAUGUAUUUAUAAUAAGAUAUGGAUAUUUCCUCCAGUAGACUGUAACCAUAAUUUCAAUUAUUUUGUUCCACACUGUUUUUUAUAUCUGUCAUGUACAUUGCACUUUGAUCUGUAACUGAGCGACCCUGGGGUCUGCUGUAGAGCUGUUUCUUUCUGUGGAAAGUAGUGGAUCCAUCUUGCUUUUUGCCUUAUAUAAAAGCCUACAGUUGUAAAAGUGUGGGAAACUGUGGCUUCUCAAUAAAUAAUUAUUCAAACGUC
Mastomys coucha (southern multimammate mouse) is the source of this 5728-nucleotide messenger RNA. RefSeq names its product calcium dependent secretion activator (gene Cadps). Bases 374 to 4669 code for a protein of 1431 amino acids. NCBI's taxonomy places the organism in Eukaryota, Metazoa, Chordata, Mammalia, Rodentia, Muridae. Gene Ontology annotation, biological process: dense core granule exocytosis; synaptic vesicle exocytosis; positive regulation of exocytosis. Gene Ontology annotation, cellular component: glutamatergic synapse. The transcript has 33 exons. The record is from RefSeq and is a predicted model, not a curated record.